Aspergillus bombycis is the source of this 1119-nucleotide messenger RNA. Its product is annotated as DUF3431 domain-containing protein. The transcript has a single exon. Lineage: Eukaryota; Fungi; Ascomycota; Eurotiomycetes; Eurotiales; Aspergillaceae. The record is from RefSeq and is a predicted model, not a curated record. Bases 1 to 1119 code for a protein of 372 amino acids.
AUGAGACGCAAAUUUCAAAAAUCCCUCAUCCAACUCACCGUCUUCGGGUGCAUCCUAUUCCUCAUCCUCUACCUGAACUGCCCGCCCUCGCUAUCUCCCGUUAAGAAAAACCCCCAAACAUACCCAUGGACUAGGGUCACCUACCAGACCAACUCAGAGGUCCUCCCACUGGCCCGCGGCCUCUGCCCGGGCCUCAAAGAAUCCUCGAAACCGGCGCUCGUCAUAUCCCGAGUCGAAGCUGACGGCGAUCCCUCGUGGCUCGAUGCGCUCAGCAAGAAGUACCACAUCUGCGUAUACACCGUCGACGCACCCGAGGACCCGAAGUCCAAAUCGCUCCGAGUCCCGGCCAACCGCGGCCAUGAAGCGAUGACCUACCUGACCUUCAUCAUCGACAACUACGAUCAGAUCCCGACGCGCGGCGCCGUCUUCGCGCACGGCUCCCGCUUCGCCUGGCACAACGACCACCCGGUAUACGACAACGCCGACCUCCUCGCCGCGCUCAACAUCCCCGCUGCCCUGGAACCAUGGGGCUACCACAACCUCCGUUGUGACUGGAGUCUCAGCACCUGUCCCUCCCAUGUGGCGCCACAGGGCAGCCUCGAAAACACCUUCACGGCCAUCCUCCAGCCCUGGAGCGCGCGCGCCGUGUCUGACAUCGCGCUCCCCAAAGCCCUCGAUGCCCUAUUCGGUACCGGCGCGGGGAGCCAUGCCAAGCUGGGCCGCACACACACCGUCCGCUCGCAAUGCUGCGCGCAAUUCGUCGUUGCGCGAGACAACAUCCGUCGCCAUGCCAGGGACGAGUUUGUCGCGUUACGACAGUGGCUGUUGGACGCGGGGACUCAUCGCAACGCGGCGCCCUUGGAUGACCGGACCUCCGGCCGUAUCCUGUCCUACAUCUGGCACAUCCUAUUUAUCAAGCAGAAUCCGGUGCCGGGGGUCUCGGAGGGGGUUGACCUAGAAGCGUUGAAUCACCAAGCUUGCCCCUCUGCGAAGGAUUGCUAUUGUCGGUUGUAUGGACGGUGUGGGCUGGAGAAGUGCAAGUCGCCCGGUUCUUGCUUUGGGCAGUAUCGUCUGCCGAAGGAUUUGAGGUUGCCUGAUGAUUGGGCUGCUACGCAUUGA